Messenger RNA from Lathyrus oleraceus (garden pea), 1658 nucleotides. RefSeq names its product potassium transporter 6. The transcript has a single exon. NCBI's taxonomy places the organism in Eukaryota, Viridiplantae, Streptophyta, Magnoliopsida, Fabales, Fabaceae. Gene Ontology annotation, biological process: potassium ion transmembrane transport. The record is from RefSeq and is a predicted model, not a curated record. Bases 31 to 1527 code for a protein of 498 amino acids. Gene Ontology annotation, molecular function: potassium ion transmembrane transporter activity. Gene Ontology annotation, cellular component: membrane.
GGUUCUUUGAGACUUGAGACCGCUUAUGUUAUGGAUCUGGAAGGUGGAAGAACUCGUCGAAAUUCUUCCAAGAAGGACUCGUGGAGGACUGUUCUGACACUGGCAUAUCAGAGCCUUGGAGUUGUUUAUGGAGAUUUAAGCAUUUCACCUUUAUAUGUAUUUAGAAGCACUUUUGGUGAGGGAAUUGGUCACUCUAAUACAAAUGAAGAGAUUUUCGGUGUUUUGUCUUUGGUGUUUUGGCCUGUGACACUGGUUCCUUUAGUUAAAUAUGUUUUCAUAGUGUUGAAAGCGGAUGAUAAUGGUGAAGGAGGUACUUUUGCACUUUACUCUUUGUUGUGUAGACAUGCUAAAGUCAAUUCUCUUCCGAAUUGUCAAUUGGCUGAUGAAGAACUCUCUGAGUAUAAAAAAGAUUCUUGUGGUGGUGGUGGUUCUGGUGUUUCAUCUGAUAGAGGUUUUGCGUUUCGGCUUAAGUCGACGCUUGAGAAACGCAAGGUUUUGCAGAAGAUUUUGCUUAUUCUUGCUUUGAUUGGUACUUGUAUGGUUAUUGGUGAUGGUGUCAUUACACCUGCUCUUUCAGUUUUCUCGGCCAUAUCAGGAUUUGAGCUUUCAAUGUCCAAGGAAAAUCAUGCUUAUGUAGAAGUUCCAGUUGCAUGCAUCAUAUUGGUAGGCUUGUUUGCGCUUCAACAUUAUGGCACACAUAGGAUCGGCUUCUUGUUCGCACCGAUAGUUAUCAUAUGGCUAUUUUGUAUCAGUGCCAUUGGACUAUAUAAUAUUUUCUUCUGGAACCCUCAGAUAUACCGUGCACUCUGUCCAAUUUAUGCUUUACGAUUUAUAAGGAAAACUCAGACGGGAGGUUGGAUGGCCCUCAGUGGAGUUUUGCUCUCCAUAACAGGAUCAGAAGCCAUGUUUGCUGAUCUUGGACACUUCUCACAAUUAUCAAUCCAGAUUGCUUUCACUUUUGUGGUAUAUCCAUCUUUAAUUCUUGCAUAUAUGGGACAAGCUGCUUAUCUAUCAAGACAUCAUGAAGUCGAGCAUGCGUAUCACUUUGGGCUUUAUGUAUCUGUUCCAGAGAAUUUGAGAUGGCCUGUUCUUGUGAUAGCUGUAUUUGCUGCGGUUGUGGGAAGUCAAGCCAUCAUAACCGGAACAUUCUCAAUUAUCAAGCAAUGUUCUGCGUUAAAUUGCUUCCCAAGAGUUAAAGUGGUUCACACACCAUCCAAAAUUCACGGUCAAAUAUAUAUCCCUGAGAUCAAUUGGCUAUUGAUGCUCCUGACCUUGGCUGUUACCAUUGGUUUCAGAAACACACAGCAUCUCGGUCACGCCUCGGUUUUGGCAGUUAUCACAGUGAUGUUGGUCACCACCUGUCUGAUGUCACCGGUUAUUGUACUAUGCUGGCACCAGAAUGUUCUCCUUGCGCUCACAUUUGUUCUCUUUUUUUCGGCACCAUCGAAUCACUCUUCUUCUCCGCUUCUCUUACAAAAUUCCUACAAGGAGCAUGGGUGCCGAUUGCACUGGCAUUUGUAUUUAUGACUGUCAUGUAUGUUUGGCAUUUCGGCACACUCAAAAAGUACGAAUUUGAUGUUCAAAACUAGGUUUCCAUCAACUGGCUACUCGGCAUAGGUCCAAGCAUAGGCAUCGUACGAGUGCGUGGUGUCGGCCUC